This is a messenger RNA of Amaranthus tricolor (Joseph's coat), 3379 nucleotides long. Its product is annotated as probable protein S-acyltransferase 19. The transcript is spliced from 9 exons. The coding region runs from base 356 to 2590 and encodes 744 amino acids. Gene Ontology annotation, cellular component: Golgi apparatus; endoplasmic reticulum. Gene Ontology annotation, biological process: peptidyl-L-cysteine S-palmitoylation; protein targeting to membrane. NCBI's taxonomy places the organism in Eukaryota, Viridiplantae, Streptophyta, Magnoliopsida, Caryophyllales, Amaranthaceae. The record is from RefSeq and is a predicted model, not a curated record. Gene Ontology annotation, molecular function: protein-cysteine S-palmitoyltransferase activity.
AUUAAAUUUUAUUUUGUGUUAAUUUGUAAAUUGUUGCUAAUGUUGUUCUUCCUCAUAAUUUUAAGUGAAGUUUCAAUUACAAGCUUAAUUACGAUAGAGUUUUGUUUACUUAGUUUGAUUUUUAGUGUGUUAUGAAGUUUGUGGUUAGGUAGUUUGAUUUGUUCAGUCAUUUAUAUGUUUAGUGAAUUUGUAAAAGAAUUUAUGGAUGAUCAUGCCAUUUUGGAUGUAGUUUAAACAGUAAGAUACGCUAAUGGUGAGAAAUGCUCGGUUUAUCCUGUUUUAGUGGGUUAAAGAUUGAAACGGCAAAGUGGGUUGAAGAACGCAGAUGCUAGCUGGAAAAGGGUGAAAGGCGUAAAUGAAAUACAAUGAGGUUGUUGCAAUUACUGUAUACUGCUUGCUAGUUGUUGAAUUCUAUGCUUUCCUUGCACCUUUCCUUGGAGGAAGAAUAUGGGAGUAUGCUUUGAUUGCCACAUAUUCUCCAGUGGCACUCAUUGUUUUCAUUCUGUACGUGAGAUGCACUGCCAUUAAUCCUGCGGAUCCAGGAAUAUUGUCUAGAUUUGAUGAUCAACCAGCCGUUAACGGUUAUGGGAAGCAUAGAGAAUUAACCAAGGAUGUAUCUAGUAGGCGUGAUGGGAAUGGUACAGAUGGUCAUUCCUCCCCGUAUUCAGUGUCUAGAAGCUCGACAAUGGCAAGUAACUUGAGUAAAAUUGGUUCAGCAAGGGAAAUACCCAGGCUUGAUGAUCCUGUACAGCCCGUAAAUAAAGGGUCAUCAUGUAGUGGCAUUGGUGGAAUCUUCUGUUUAUUGUUUGCCCAUGAAGAUUGUCGUAAAGAGGAGGAUGUGGAGCACCAACAAGGCAACGAAGAAGAUGCUUUAUUUUGCACGCUGUGCAAUUCUGAGGUGCGCAAAUUUAGCAAGCAUUGUAGAAGCUGUGAUAAAUGUGUUGAUGGGUUUGAUCAUCAUUGUCGGUGGCUCAAUAAUUGUGUGGGGAGAAAAAAUUACUUAACUUUUAUCUCUCUUAUGGCCUCAAGUCUUAUUUGGGUAUGUUUUGAAGCAAACAUUUCUCUUUUGAUGGUCUAUUCUUUGAACAAUUUUUUGAUGUUUUUCACUUGUUUGCUGGUUAAGCUUUUUAUUGAAGCAGGAGUUGGUAUUGCUGUGUUUGUGCGUUACUUUGUAAAUAGGAAGGGUAUGGAGACUGCAAUUAUUGAUAGACUUGGUAAUGGUUUCACUCCUGUCCCAUAUCCAACUGUGGUGGCUGUCUUCACUGUAGUUUCCAUAGUAGCUUGUCUACCUUUGGGUGAACUGUUCCUUUUCCACAUGAUACUGAUGAAACAGGGUUUUACUACAUAUGAGUAUGUUAUGGCUAUGAGGGCUAUGCGUGAGGCAGAACCAGGUGCAGAAUAUGAUAAUGAUGAGAUACCUAAUGAAAUAUAUUCACCAAGUGGGUCUGCAACAACUGGUUUCAGUGGUGGCAGUUCUUUAGGACUUCAGUACAAGGGGGCUUGGUCCUGUACGCCGCCUAGGGUAUUUGUGGAUUACCAGGAAGAAGUUAUCCCCCAUUUGGAACCUGGAAUGGUCCCAUCAACCACUGAUCCAGAUGCCGCAGGACGACUCAAGGCUCCUAGAAAGCCAGUAAAGCGUAGUGCGUUUAAGCUUGCAAAGUUGGAUCCUAAUGAAGUGAUGAAGGCUGCAGCAAAAGCCAGGGCUUCAUCAUCUGUGCUACGACCAGUUGAAAACCGUCGUCUGCAAACCAUUGAUUACAGUUCCAGUGAAAACAUAAGCAUCCAAAGUAGUGUCAGUGCAGAUAUGGGUGCAAACAGAGAUUUUAAAGGCGACUUCAGGGUCUCAUCAAUGAGAAAUUCGGUACCUCCGAGCCAGGGUAGCAGGGAUGAAUAUGAAACUGGAACCCAAAGUAUGAGUAGCUUUAGCAGCCCCAGUCAUGUACAUGAAUCUGUAACUCUAAGUCCUCUCCCACGAGCUCAUGGCUCAAGCCAUUUCAACGCAGUUGGCUCUAUUCCUGGUUUAAACCCAGCACAACCUUCCACUUCUGAAGGUAUCCACCAUAGUGUUAAUCCAGUGCCCGGUUUUUCGUCAAUUCCCGAUGACAAAAAGUGUCAGAAAGAUAGUAGUACAGAUCCUUUGCUGUUCUCAGCAUCAACCGCACUUCUUAGAGAUGUGAAAAGGACUUCAGUUGUCUGGGACCAAGAAGCUGGGAGAUAUGUCUCGGUCUCUGCCACAGCAGAUGCCAAGAAUAGAUCAUCACAGCAAAGUGCAUCAUUGAAAGCUAAUGUAGAUACGAGUAGUUACAGUAGAAGGCCAGCGCCAGCUAUUCAACCAGUGGAGACGUCUUCCUCAAGAGCUCCUCUGCAGCAAUCAGAUAAACUGACGUACACUGGUGAAAGCAUUUUCUACGGUGGGCCACUUUUGAGUAUCCCUGGUAAAGAUAGUGCAAAAUCUGAUAAGAAUUCAUUAUUUAGGCGCGGUCAGGAGCGGCUGGUCCCAAAUUUAUCAAGGGAAUCAAGAUUUAAAAGAGACGCUGCUUCAAACCAGCUGCCUGUUUUUGUUCCUGGAGGUUUCGCCCCUAAUGCUUAGUCUUCUCUUGUUGUGAGGUAAUAGUUCAUCUUAAACUGCAUAGAUGGCACAACUUUUGUGUGGACCUCAGCUAAGUGUUGAAUUCAGAAUUCGCAACUAAAUGAAACCUUACUGAGCUCGCUAAAUGCCCAAGAUUGGAACUGGAUAUUCUGUCAUGGCUGCCGAGUUGCAAACUCAUAUAUUUUCAUUGUUUGACAUUGCUGGCGUCGAUUGUUUGAUAUGAUCAAAACGGAGUCUGAGUUUCCUUGCCAUCUUUAAUAUUGGUCACUCUGAUAUGGUUAAGGCUCGCUUUUUAUCCGGUGGUUCCAUCCUCUCUCCCUCCCUCUUGCUCCUAAUGUUAAUAUUUGAAAAUUUGGCUCCAUCAAUGAACGACAUUUCUCCAGCUUUUCAGUUUCACGGCUCCCACGUUUGCAAAGAUCUCAUCUUCCUCCCAACUGCCUCCAGCGUUUGUAAAGAUCUCACCAACAAUGUUAAUAUUUGAAAAUGUUAGAUGAAGAAACGACUGCAGUAGCUAUGACUUGCUUUUUCUGUUGAAUGUGGAAAUGAUGUUGCACUAAUGAGAAAUAUGAAGAAAUUUGGCUCCAAUGAAAAUUUUCCAUCAAGCAAUUAAAAAGCCGUCAUAUCAUAUGGAUGAGAACGACUACUAGAACUGAUAUAAUGGUUUAUGUCGUCGAUUUUAAUCUUUUAGAAUUAUGGUUUUAAUGUUUUUACUGUGUUACAACAAAUAAGGAGCUGUAAGGACAAAUUAUAAGAUUUUAUUCCAAUAAACAUACUAUGAAUAAACGUGAA